This is a messenger RNA of Rattus rattus (black rat), 228 nucleotides long. RefSeq names its product small proline-rich protein 2G-like. Bases 1 to 228 code for a protein of 75 amino acids. NCBI's taxonomy places the organism in Eukaryota, Metazoa, Chordata, Mammalia, Rodentia, Muridae. Gene Ontology annotation, cellular component: cornified envelope. The record is from RefSeq and is a predicted model, not a curated record. The transcript has 2 exons.
AUGUCUUACCAAGAACAGCAGUGCAAGCAGCCCUGCCAGCCUCCUCCUGUGUGCCCACCACCCAAGUUCCCUGAGCCUUGUCCUCCUCCUUGUCCUGAACCUUGUCCUCCUCCAAAGUGGCCUGAACCGUGCCCUGAGCCAUGCCUCCCUUCUUCAUGCCAGCAGAAAUGUCCUCCUGUGCAAACUCCUCCACCAUGUCAGCAGAAGUGCCAACCUGAGAACAAGUGA